This is a messenger RNA of Parastagonospora nodorum SN15, 711 nucleotides long. RefSeq lists its product as hypothetical. NCBI's taxonomy places the organism in Eukaryota, Fungi, Ascomycota, Dothideomycetes, Pleosporales, Phaeosphaeriaceae. The transcript has 3 exons. The coding region runs from base 1 to 711 and encodes 236 amino acids. The record is from RefSeq and is a predicted model, not a curated record. Gene Ontology annotation, cellular component: cytoplasm.
AUGACCAAACCCUUGGCUGUGGAUACCUUGCACGAGGCCAUCCUUGAUCUGGUAAAGCGUGUUGAAAAGCUCCUAACAAGCCAAGCAUCAAACCCUCGUCAGCGCAUCUUAGUUGCACUGGCAGGUGUGCCGGGAUCGGGAAAGUCGACGAUAUCGAACGCGCUCAUAGCCGAGCUAGCUCUGCGAGGUAUCCAAGAUGUCUCAAUCGUACCAAUGGAUGGCUUCCAUCAUUCACAAGCAGCCUUGUCAACGUUUGAUGAUGCGGAGACUGCAUUUCGCAGACGUGGUGCACCUUUCACCUUCGAUGCCGAAGCUUUCGUCCGACUAGUCACUAAACUGAAGGCCAUGCCCGUGACAACACCUACGGAGACCGAGCUCAUCGUGAGCGCACCGAAUUUCGAUCAUGCGACGAAAGACCCGUCUCCGAACGCUAUUGCGAUAUCUUCCCAGAAUCGUGUGAUUAUUGCUGAGGGCAAUUAUACAUUGUUGAACCUCACCCCUUGGAAUGAGAUCGCAAAGAGCUGCGCAGAAAAGUGGUUUGUCGAUGCUCCAAUCGAUACUGUGCGAGAUCGCCUGGCGGAACGCCAUCUUGCGGCAGGUAUCGAAGAUUCGAUGCAAGCUGCGGUGCAAAGAGCGAAUGAGAAUGACAUUCCCAAUGGUGCGAUGAUACGAUCGAUGCUGAUCAAGCCAGACGUAGUCAUUGAGAACUGA